This is a messenger RNA of Lagopus muta (rock ptarmigan), 2451 nucleotides long. RefSeq names its product prenylcysteine oxidase 1 (gene PCYOX1). Gene Ontology annotation, molecular function: prenylcysteine oxidase activity. NCBI's taxonomy places the organism in Eukaryota, Metazoa, Chordata, Aves, Galliformes, Phasianidae. Gene Ontology annotation, biological process: prenylcysteine catabolic process; prenylated protein catabolic process. Bases 40 to 1542 code for a protein of 500 amino acids. The record is from RefSeq and is a predicted model, not a curated record. The transcript is spliced from 7 exons.
GGCCCGGCCCUGCAUAGCACGGCUCGACAGAGCAGCGCCAUGCCGCCCCGCCGCCUCCUGCUCCUCCUGCUCCUCGCCGUUCUCUGCCCGCCGGUCCCGGGCCGCGGGGAGCAGCGCGCUGCCCCGGGGAAGAUCGCCGUGAUCGGCGGCGGCAUCGGGGGGACGGCGGCCGCUUAUUUCCUGCGGCAGAAGUUCGGGAGGAGCGUGCGGAUCGAGUUGCUGGAGCGGGGGGAGGUGGGCGGCCGCUUGGCCACGGUGGAGAUGGAAGGGGCGAGCUACGAGGCGGGGGGAUCCGUGCUGCACCCCCUCAACCUGCACAUGAAGCACUUCGCCAAGGAACUGGGCCUCCCUGCUCUCCCUGUCCCUGGCAACCUCAUGGGCAUCUAUAACGGAGAGGAGUUCGUCUUCGAGGAGAGCAGCUGGUACAUCAUCAACAUCCUCAAGCUGCUGUGGCACUAUGGGUUCAGCCCCCUGCGGAUGAACAUGUGGGUGGAGGACAUCUUGGACAAGUUCAUGCGGAUCUAUCGCUACCAGACACACGACUACACCUUCAGCACUUACGAGCGCCUCUUCCACGCCCUUGGAGGGAACGACUUCACCCAGAUGUUUAACCAAACCAUCGAUGAAGCCAUGCAGAAAGCCAGCUUUUCCCAGAAGUUCAUAAAUGAGAUGGUCUGUCCGGCCAUGAGGGUCGAUUACGGGCAAGGUGUCAACAUCAAUGGUUUCGUAGGUGCCGUGUCUCUGGCAGGGGCAGGAUCAAGCCUUUGGUCAGUGAAAGGGGGAAACAAACUUGUCUGCACUGGUCUUAUUUACGCCUCGAAAGCAGAUGUUAUCGCUGGUACAGUUGUGUCUAUAGAGCCCAAAAUCAGGAAGAGAUCCACAGGGGACCCAGUUCACCUCUACCACAUCACCUACGACACGCCGUCAGGACAGACAGGGGACAUCUAUGACAUCGUUGUCAUUGCUGCUCCUCUGAACCGCAAAAUAGCCAACAUCACCUUCAAGAACUUCAGCCCUCCGGUCCCGGAGUUCUCCAGUCCUUACCAACAGACCGUGGCCACGUUUGUGCACGGCCGCUUAAACGCCUCCUUCUUCGGUUACCGGGACCCAUCCGCCUUUCAUCUGGGUGCCAUUUUCACUACAGAAAAUCCCAAACUGUUCAUCAACAGCGUGGGGAUCGUGUCUCCUGUGGAAAACAGAGGCAGCGAAGAGAAGCCACCCUUGCAGUCAGCAGUCUGGAAGAUAUUCUCAAAGGAAGAGCUCACAAAAGAGCAGAUGAACUUGCUUUUCUCCUCCUACGACUCCGUCAAGGUGAAGAAGUGGCUGGCGUACCCCCACUACAGCCCCCCAAAUAAAUUCCCACCUAUCAUCCUCCAUGACAACAUCUACUACCUGAAUGGCAUCGAAUGGGCUGCGAGUGCCAUGGAGAUGAGCUCCAUUGCAGCCAAAAACGCCGCGCUGCUCGCCUACCACCGCUGGUACGGCAACGCAGACAAGAUCGACCAGGAAGAUUUGUAUGAGAAACUGAAAACAGAGCUUUGAGCUGAGCACCACCACGGCCCCCAGAGAUACAGGUCGUGUGCUGAAGAACAAGUUCUGCAGCUGGGGGAAGGAGGAGAGAGAAGAACAGAAGCAGACCUGUGCAGGAGUUGCCAAAACAAGUGGAAAACAGGCAAAACACACAGAGCCUGUACUUCUCUUCCAUCAAGUUUGGGAAGCGUCAGCUGCUUGGAUGACCUAAAAACGACAGCAGGGCAGCAGUAGUUUGUAGCAGAUAAACUCUUCUGUCCCAUGACUGGAUCUAAUAUUGCUGAACCUCACCCACGUCUAACUAUGCAGUAAAUAGGAUGUUGCCAUUACAGACAGAAGUAAUGCACUGGUUUGAAUAUAAGCCAGAGGCGUUGCCUUGAACUGGUGCCUGUGUCACUCGCGUGGUGCUGUUUUGGUGCUGUCUCUCAGAGCUGCUGCUUGGUCCUCCAUCAACAGAGUUCUCCUGUACCAGCAAGAUGUGCUUGCUUAGCUCAAAUUCUCACUAACAAGCCUCCACUAGGCAUUGCCUCACACUUGCUGUGCUGGGAAAGAUGAACACACUUGAUUAAAGCUAAACUGCAGGACUUGCAGUGAGAUUAGCAACCUCACUGCUGGUCUGCGCGUGCUGGAACACGAUUCAGCUCUUAGAAGCUUGCUGGUGCCUUGGGGUCAGUGCUUUGUUCUGUCUGCUUCACCCCCUGGGCUGCUUGGAGGCAACCAAAAACACUUUUGCCUCAGCACAGAGGUGAAGAUCACCAUGAAGCUGCAGGCAAACACUUUAGCUGGAGAGAUAUUUCAGUCCCCUCCACUCUUUACAGAGCAAUGCCAGAAAUACAAGUGUCACAGCCUGUUAUUUAUGGGGGGGGAAAAGAUACAGGCAGUAACAUCUGAACAUCUGCUGGAAGAAAUGAAACUGCCUGG